AGAGAGAGAGGGGGGGAGGGAGAGUGGGGUCUUCUCCGACGAGGAAAAGCGUAAAAACACAGUCAGCAACACGUUUCACGCGACGACGCGACAGCGAAAUCUGGAAUCUGAGUUACCGGAAAUGAUAAUAGAAAUGCGAAAACGGGUCGAUUCUCUGUCCGUAUCUGUCGAUGCUAAUGAAUGAAUCGUGUAUAUAUGUGUGUGUGUCAAUGAUGGAUUUGGAUAAAGUUCGAGAAUCCAGUCCGAGAUUCAAGGACCCACCCAGUAAGCCUUUUCCUUUGUAGUUUGUAUUACGUUUAAAAAUGUGGGUAAUUCUCUCUUCAACCCUCCAACACAAGAGGUCAAACAAUAAUCAUUUUUUGUGUUGGGUGGAGAAUCGACACGGGUCUUUCUCUGGUUUCUGCCAUUUUUUUCCCAGCCUUCCCCCCGCUCCGAGUUGUACUUCUGAAUCCCGGCUCAUUUCGUACAUCUAGAUCAGACCGCGGAACUGGGUCUUGAUUUGGUUCACAGCCUGAGGAGAGAGGAAGAGCCAUGUCUGGCUGUUCAUAUCUGAAAACUGGGGUUGGGGUUGGGGUUGGUGUCCAUGUCUCUGGGUUUUUCCCCGGAACCAAACACGGCUUUUCUGGGGUUUCCUCAUUUUCUCAGGAAAACAAAUCAAGAUCGAAACUUCUCUCGGUUUUGAACCUCGAUUUGAAAGAAACCUCCAUGGAUUCAUCAGAUUACAGCAGCCAAGCGCUAACUGCUUGCCCUUCCCCUGCAAAAACAUCAUCAAUGGUUAGAUGGUGCGAAAAGAAAUCAACACAAAACAUGUUAGAGAUCCGUUCUGCGCAGCAUCUUGUUGAUUCCUUGAUGAAUGCUGGUGAUCUAUUGGUUGUUAUUGAUUUCUACUCACCUGGUUGUGGCGGCUGCAAAUCCCUUCACCCAAAGAUUUGUCAGUUGGCUGAAUCAAACCCGGAAGUGCUGUUUCUGAAAGUGAACCAAGAUGAGCUCAGAACAAUGUGCCACAGCCUCAACGUUCAUGUUCUUCCAUUCUUCAGAUUCUACAGAGGAGCCGAUGGCAGACUCUGCAGCUUCAGCUGCACCAUCUCCACUAUCAGUAAGUUCAAGAAGGCAAUGGCGAAACACGGGAGCAAAAGAUGCAGCUUUGGACCGCCAAAGGGUCUGGACGAGAAAGAGCUCUUAGCCAUGGCAUCUGCAGGGGAGCUGCCAAUGGCAAUGAGUUCCAAGCUGCCAUUGUCACAGAAUGAGAUAAAAGUGCAAGAUUUGCUGACGCCGUCUGCGAGGUUCUCUUCUCUCGUUUACUUCAGUGAAACAGAGGAGCAACAGCCAAAGGCUAUUCUUUAGGGUUCAUUUCAUUCUUUAAAGAAUUUAUCCAAUGUAAUUAAUCUUCUUCUUGUGUAUUCAGAUGAUCUUCAGGUUCUUCCCCAUCUUUCCCUUGUCACCUGUACUAAUCCCCAGAUUGAAUGAUGAUGAUGUAUCAGAAAUUUCAACA
Molecule: messenger RNA, 1492 nt
Organism: Tarenaya hassleriana
Lineage: Eukaryota; Viridiplantae; Streptophyta; Magnoliopsida; Brassicales; Cleomaceae
Product: thioredoxin-like 1-2, chloroplastic
Exons: 4
Coding region: 532-1344 (270 amino acids)
Biological process (GO): cell redox homeostasis
Source: RefSeq, a predicted model, not a curated record